This is a messenger RNA of Lytechinus variegatus (green sea urchin), 1299 nucleotides long. Its product is annotated as mucin-22-like. The transcript has a single exon. Bases 1 to 1299 code for a protein of 432 amino acids. The record is from RefSeq and is a predicted model, not a curated record. Lineage: Eukaryota; Metazoa; Echinodermata; Echinoidea; Temnopleuroida; Toxopneustidae.
AUGUUAAAAUAUUUUGCAACUGAAGCACACAAUUUUUCUUCCCAACAGACCAGCACACAAUUUUCAGCAUUCCCGGGUACAACCACGCAAGGUUCAACCACCCAAGGUAUUACCACACAAGGUUCAACCACCCAAGGUAUUACCACACAAGGUUCAACCACCCAAGGUAUUACCACACAAGGUUCAACCACCAAAGGUACUACCACACAAGGUUCAACUACACAAGGUACUACCACACAAGGUUCAACCACCCAAGGUACUACCACACAUGGUUCAACCACCCAAGGUACAACUACCCAAGAUACAGCAACACAAGGUUCAACCACCCAAGGUACUACCACACAAGGUUCAACUAAAGAAGGUACAACCACACAAGGUUUAACCACCCAAGGUACGACUGCACAAGGUUCAACCACCCAAGGUACUACCACACAAGGUUCAACUACACAAGGUACAACCACACAAGGUUCAACCACCCAAGGUACUACCACACAAGGUUCAACUACACAAGGUACAACCAUACAAGGUUUAACCAUCCAAGGUAUAACCACACAAGGUUCAUCCACCCAAGGUACAACUACCCCCACCACCAAAGUUUCAACUACAAUAUGUAUAACCACACAAUUUCUAACAAUCGAAGGUACGGCCACACAAGAUCCAACCACCAAAGGUCCAACUACCCAAGAUAGAACCACAUCAGGUACUACCACACAAAGUACAACCAACCAAGUUACAACCACACAGGGAACAACCAUCAAAGGUCCAACAACCGAAUGUUACACCACACAAUUUCCAACAACCCAAUGUGCUACCACACAAACUGCAACAGCCCAAGGUACAACUAUCCAAGGUCAUACCACAGCAGUUACCACCACCAGUGAAACAAUCACCAAAGGUAUAACCACUGAAGGACUAAACAUACAAUGUACAAAAGCUCAAGGUCAUACAACCAAAGUUACGACCACACGAGGUCGAACAAGGCUCAACCACAUAAGGCACAACAACACAAUUUCCAACAAUCGAAGGUACAGCCACACAAGAUUAAACAACCCAGGGUACAAUCCACUGGGCCACAUCGCCAUAGUUCCAAUCACCAAAGGAACAACCACACUAGCUCCAACCAGCCAAGGUCUAACAACCAAAGGUACGACCACACAAGUUCCAACCACACAUGGUUCAAACACACAAUGUACAAGUACACAAGGUCCAACAACCAAAGGUGCAACCACCCAAGGUGAAUCCACACAAGGUACAACUUCACAAAGUCCAAGAGCGCAAAAACCAACCAACAAAUUUUAA